CCUUCGAUAAGAUCAUGGACCCAUCAUUGUUCCAAGUAAUCCAAAUCCAUGAGGCCACAUACCAUCGUCAGCCAAGCCCAUCAAAUCCAUCAUCGUCACCGUCAUCAUAAUCAUCAUGGCAAAGGCGAGCAGCGCUCUGUUCGCCAUCUCCAGCUCUGCCUCCGCGGGUUUCUCUCUCCUCCGUCGUGCCGAAUCUCUAAAACCCUUGGUCUCCCGCGCCAAAUUCUCGGUCCCUGUGGCCAUGUCCGCCACUGCCGACAAGGUGGUCCCCGCCGUGAUUGUCGGCGGCGGGCGUGUCGGAAGGGCGUUGCAGGAAAUGGGCAGUGGACAUGAUUUGCUGGUGAAGAGAGGAGAAUCUGUGCCUCUUGAUUUCGAUGGACCCAUUUUGGUUUGCACGAGGAACGAUGAUCUCGAUGCUGUUCUUGAUUCCACUCCUCAGUCUAGAUGGAAAGAUUUGAUAUUCUUCCAAAAUGGGAUGUUGGAGCCAUGGUUUGAGAGCAAAGGUCUGGGAGAAGCAGACCAAGUUCUGGCUUAUUUUGCUGUGUCAAAGCUCGGUGAGCCUCCCAUCGAUGGCAAGACCGACACUAACCCGGAAGGUCUGACCGCCUCUUAUGGAAAAUGGGCUUCAGCCGUUGCUGCCAGAUUGCACUCUGGUGGCCUCUCUUGCAAGGUUCUUGACAAAGAAGCAUUUCAGAAGCAAAUGCUGGAGAAGCUUAUAUGGAUAUGCGCAUUCAUGCUUGUUGGAGCUCGCCAUCCAGGUGCUACUGUGGGCGCCGUGGAGAAAGAAUACAGAGAUGAAGUCUCAAGCCUCAUCCAAGAACUAGCAGCAGCAGCAGAGGCGGCCAAAGGGUUAUCCUUUGAAGACGGGAUGGUGGAGAGACUAUGUGCUUAUUCCCGAGCUGUUGCCCAUUUUCCGACCGCUGUUAAGGAGUUCAAAUGGAGGAACGGUUGGUUUUAUUCGCUGUCAGAGAAGGCGAUUGCAGAAGGGAAACCCGAUCCAUGCCCCCUCCACACCGAAUGGCUUAAAGAGCUAAAAGUGAUAUAAACUGCGGCUAGAGCUGCUGUAAAGUUGGGAUCUUUGGUCAGAGAAGAAGCCAUCUGUUCCACCAAGAGUUUCUGAACUUCUGGUAGAUCGAUUAUUGAGUUCUGAUUCUUGGAGGUACCACGAGGCUUCUCAGAUCCGGUCAGGUCAAUGGUUGUGGCGGGCUCAGGCCUGUUGGCUGCAGUCGGGGCUGAAGCCAUCGCUAUAUAGCUCUUCGAGCCAGCGGUUGCUUCCAUCUGUGAAGGCAUUGGAUGGUUAUGCUCACCCUCAUAGGUUGCAACCAACACGGAUUGAUCCUCCAUGCUUCUCUGCACCUGAGAAACCAAAGAGAAACACAUUUAUAUUUGAGUUUAUCGUUAAGAGAUUGGAUUUUUGGAUUCGGGAUUUUUCCCAAAAGUUUGGAGUUUUUUUUAGCGAAUCA
This is a messenger RNA of Tarenaya hassleriana, 1463 nucleotides long. RefSeq lists its product as uncharacterized. Lineage: Eukaryota; Viridiplantae; Streptophyta; Magnoliopsida; Brassicales; Cleomaceae. Bases 116 to 1045 code for a protein of 309 amino acids. The transcript is spliced from 7 exons. The record is from RefSeq and is a predicted model, not a curated record.